Messenger RNA from Paramecium sonneborni, 575 nucleotides. Lineage: Eukaryota; Ciliophora; Oligohymenophorea; Peniculida; Parameciidae. The record is from the annotation of a GenBank genome assembly.
AUGAUAAGAAUUAACUUUGCCUAUUUUUUUUAUUUGGAAGCAUUCGUAUCUUUUGAAUUGAUUUGGACAAGUAUUAACUCAAAUAAGAGUUUGCUUUGGAUUCCUAUCCUAUUACAUUACAUAGGAAUAAUAGUUAAGUUAGUAAUAAUGAAAUAUUCAGAUUACAAAGUAUUGUGGAUUGCAGUAGUAGGAAAUGAUGGAGUAGCAUUGGGUUUAUUAUAUGUAAAGGAUUAAGAUUUAUCAUUUUUAUAUGUAGAGUAGAUUUAAAUUUUUAGGUGCUCAUAUUGAUAUAGUUUGAGUUGUUAUACGACAGAAAAAUGUUUUAUAAUUAAUGUAUACUAGUUUUAUAUUGGGGAAUGAUUUUUUAAGUUUUAUGUAAUUAUUUGGAAGUGUGGAGAUUGAUGUUAACAUUGGGAGAGUGUUUAGCAUUAUUUAGUUUUUUAUACUUUAUGAAUCGAAAAAAGAGAUUAGAAAAUGAUACCAAAUAAAACUAAUGUGUACAAUUAGAGACAACUGUGAGUGCUAAAUUGCAGAUUUUAAAAUUAAUGUAUGAGUGAUCAAGUAAGUGAGGCCCU